CCUCGCAACAUCCAAACCACCAGACACCAGAAGAGGGGCGGAGCCACGCAGCAGAAAGACUGAUAAAGAGCACCAUUGACUCGGUCUAAUCCGCCGGGGACCCUCCUGCAUCAACCCAACAAACAGGCAACUGAUUUUUCUACCAUCAAUUCUCCAGUCAAUCUUCAUCCAAUCGUACCUCGAAGCCUCCGUCGGUAGGUAUUGAUGGCGCCGCAGAUCAAGGGUCCCAACGACUUGCUUUACACCGGCGAAGCAUUCGAUGGCACAACCCAGAGCUUUACACAAUCUUCGCGGCUGUGGAUGAUGAGGACUUCAUGUACUAUGCCCAGGUAAAGGAGCGCAAGCUCAAGAUCCCGAUGGAGCAAAGGUCCGCGCUUCUGCAGUUGGUUCCCGAUGAGGAUUUCUACCCAGAGCUGCCCUCCAAUGCGCAGUUCAUGCUGGCCUCGGAGGAAGCAAUGCAACCGGCAAUCUAUACAUCAAGCGGCCGAACAUGAGGGAUUACGAUGAUUUCAAAGAAUUCGAUAUAUGCAAGGGCAUGCAUAGUAUAAUGCUCGACGAGCUGCGCGCUCUGGAACGCAUCGCUCAAAACCCCCACCCCAACAUUAUCCGCUAUCACGGGUGUCGCGUACGACGAGGGCGCAUCACUGGAAUUGUCCUUGACCGCUAUGAGAAAAAUCUGGACCAAUACAUUCAGCGCGUAGGGCCGUUGGUCGACAAGGCCCCAUUCAUGGAUGCUCUUGAGGACGCUGUCCGCCACCUCCACUCUCUUGGGCUCGCUCAUAACGAUAUCAACCUUUCCAACAUUAUGGUCAAUGAUGCAGGCAUGCCUGUUCUGGUCGACUUUGGCUCCUGUAAGUGGAUCGGAGCCAGGUUGGGACCGAGCGGGGGCACGCCGGGGUUUGCUGAAAACGAUGGCGAGUUCGACACGUCAGAGGCGAGCCAUGACCCUUUUGGACUUGUCAAAAUUCGGGAGUGGCUGGACAAUCCGGUGCCCAUGGGAAGGGACGACCCGGGCCUAAGGACAAUCAGGCGCCCAUGGACAAGCCUGUACCUCUAGACAAUCCGGCACCUGUGGAGGACCCUGUACUUAUGACUUGAAAGUUGAUGUAUGCCUGGGCGUUUGUGGUCAUGAUGGUAUACCUUAUGUGAUCAGUGGUAGGAAGGGUACCGUAUAACUUGCCUGUACAGUUCUGGUAUUGGCAUAGUCUAUCCGUGCGAGCUAGGAGUAGAAGGUUCUAUGGCGGAGUAAGGCAUGGAGUUAGAGAUAACAGUUCAACAUUGUUCACGUUAUACGUUUAUAGCAAGUCUUCACGAUGGGCAUGCUCUUUACAGGUGCUCUCUGUGCAGUAC
Canariomyces notabilis is the source of this 1350-nucleotide messenger RNA. RefSeq names its product kinase-like protein. The transcript has a single exon. Gene Ontology annotation, molecular function: ATP binding; protein serine/threonine kinase activity. Lineage: Eukaryota; Fungi; Ascomycota; Sordariomycetes; Sordariales; Chaetomiaceae. Gene Ontology annotation, biological process: mitotic DNA damage checkpoint signaling; protein phosphorylation. The coding region runs from base 491 to 1057 and encodes 188 amino acids. Gene Ontology annotation, cellular component: nucleus. The record is from RefSeq and is a predicted model, not a curated record.